CAUGGUCGACACCGUGACUUCUUCCCAAUCCCGUCAUCCCCCGCGCCGAAGGGAGCCCUCCCUCCUCCUGCGGGUGAGGCUGCGGCCUAGCCGAGAUGGCGGCGUAUUUGACCCACCAGCAGAAAGUGCUGCGGCUGUACAAGAGAGCGCUGCGGCACCUGGAGUCCUGGUGUGUCUUCCGAGACAAGUAUCGCUUUUUUGCCUGCAUAAUGAGAGCCCGCUUUGAUGAGCACAAAAAUGAAAAGGACAUGGUGAAAGCAACCAAGCUGCUCAUGGCAGCGGAACAAGAAUUCUGGCAGAACCAACAUCCUCAGCCGUACAUCUUUCCCGAUGCUCCAGAAGGCACAUCUUACGAGAGAUACGAGUGCUACAAGGUAUUUGAAUGGGUCCCUAGAAUUCACUGGCAUCCUUCUGAGAAGGCGAGUGUACCCAGAUUUCAUUUACAAGAGAGAGAGCAAUGGGGAAGCUUUGCCGCUGCAUUGGAAAGCUGGGAGAAAGAGGUCCAGCAGCUUAAGGAAGAAACCUUCCAGGGUGGCUCCUCUGGAUCAAAACUCCGCCUCCAGCUUCCUCGAAACAAAGCCAGGGCACCUACCCCCCUCUGUGGUGGAGUUUCUCGUGAAAACUCGCGCCUCGUGAAGCGCCCCAUGUAGAAAGCAGCGCGCUCUACACAGAAACAGUUUUCAUCAAGGUUAUGACCUUUGAGCAAGAGAGAAUGUUAGCAUGCAGAACUACGGUAAACGUCAACAAUAAAGCGAAAUCGGUUGUGUGGAA
Messenger RNA from Sphaerodactylus townsendi, 771 nucleotides. It is a transcript of the gene NDUFB9, whose product is annotated as NADH:ubiquinone oxidoreductase subunit B9. The record is from RefSeq and is a predicted model, not a curated record. Gene Ontology annotation, biological process: mitochondrial electron transport, NADH to ubiquinone. Bases 96 to 650 code for a protein of 184 amino acids. The transcript is spliced from 4 exons. NCBI's taxonomy places the organism in Eukaryota, Metazoa, Chordata, Lepidosauria, Squamata, Sphaerodactylidae.